AAGAUUGGUAAUGAAAAUGAGGAAGAGCUAAAUAUUACUAGUGAAGAAGAAUAUCAGUAAAAACUCAACAUAUAUCUAAUAGUUUAUAGUUAAAAACAAUCAUAGCUCUUAAUAACUAAUCAAUAGAAAUUAUACAAAUGGAAACACCAGAUUGGAAUUCUAAUUCAGUUGGGGAUGAUGUCUAUGAACCUUCGGAAGACACAUUUUUACUGUUAGAUGCCCUUGAAAACGAUUUGAAUAAUUUGAAAAAAAUAAUUGAUAAAGGAGGUUGCUUAGUUUUAGAACUUGGUAGUGGUUCAGGGGUUAUUACUGCUGCAUUAAAAAAAACAUUGGGUUCUACUGUACAAUGUAUAGCUGUUGACAUAAACCUUCAAGCAUGUCAUACAACACUUGAAACUUGUUCAUUAAAUAAUGUUAAUGUUGAUGUGAUAAAUGCGAAUCUAUUGGAUUGGAUAUUUCAGUCUAAAUCUAUUGAUAUAAUAAUAUUCAACCCACCAUAUGUGCGCUCUUUUGUAAAUGAAGGAGAUGUUGAUGGUAAAAUCAGUGACAUAAAACAUGCAUGGUGUGGAGGCCCAGUAGAUGGUGCUGAUGUAAUUAGAAGAGUACUACCUCAAAUUAACAGGGUGCUAGCAGAUAAUGGUGUAUUUUAUUUAUUGAUGAUUAAUUAUAAUAAUCCCGAAAAAAUUGCUCAUUUUAUGGCUCAGGAGUUUUCAAUGGCACACAAUAUUAUUAUCACUCGUAAAGUGCCUGGUGAAUCAUUAGUAGUUUAUAAGUUUUACAGAACAUGAUUGUAUUCAUUUAUAUAAUGAAAAAUUUUAAAGUUCAUCCAACUUAUUGUUACUUGUUGUUAAUAAUAAUUAUCAAUUAAUAAGAAAUAGUUAUUUUAAUCAUUGUAUUUAUAAAUUAAAUUGUUUUAUUUCUUUAUUGUAAAUUUUUGACUUUUAAUGUAAAAUUCAAUUUAUAAUUCUUUAAAUUUUGUGCAAUAUAUAAAAUAUUGUUAUUUUCAAAAUAGGAAUAAAAUUGAAACUUAUUAAAUAAACAUACAUUUUAA
This is a messenger RNA of Daktulosphaira vitifoliae (grape phylloxera), 1051 nucleotides long. Its product is annotated as SNAPIN protein homolog. The coding region runs from base 138 to 788 and encodes 216 amino acids. Gene Ontology annotation, biological process: synaptic vesicle exocytosis; lysosome organization; endosome to lysosome transport. Lineage: Eukaryota; Metazoa; Arthropoda; Insecta; Hemiptera; Phylloxeridae. Gene Ontology annotation, cellular component: BLOC-1 complex; eRF1 methyltransferase complex; synaptic vesicle. The transcript has 4 exons. Gene Ontology annotation, molecular function: protein methyltransferase activity; SNARE binding; S-adenosylmethionine-dependent methyltransferase activity. The record is from RefSeq and is a predicted model, not a curated record.